Brassica oleracea var. oleracea is the source of this 1060-nucleotide messenger RNA. RefSeq lists its product as uncharacterized. Gene Ontology annotation, biological process: photosystem I assembly. Lineage: Eukaryota; Viridiplantae; Streptophyta; Magnoliopsida; Brassicales; Brassicaceae. The record is from RefSeq and is a predicted model, not a curated record. Bases 39 to 881 code for a protein of 280 amino acids. The transcript has 3 exons.
UUAUCCAUCACUUUAAAAGACCUUCCUUUUCCACAGCCAUGGUGGUCGUCACGCACCUCUCCACUUCCUUCCACCAAAUCUCCCCUUCAUUCUUCCACCUACGCCUCCGUAUCCCCGCCGCUUCCUCUCUCCCCAAACGCGGCGGCGACGGAGGAGGAGGAUUCGCCUUGUCGAUCAGAGCUUACAUAGAGAAACCAAACUCCAUCUCCAGCUUCGCCAACACAGUCAUCGGUUCUCUCCCGGUCAUCGGACUCCUCGCCAGGAUCCUCAGCGACGAAGGCGGCGUCGGAAGAGAUCUCGUCGACUUCGCCGAGUUUAGGAAACGAGUUGGGAAUAAAUGCGCCCCUAGUGAUUCUAGAGCUUUCUACGAAUUCCAACAGCGAAGAGGCAAGGCAGGAGAACCUUUGUAUGUACUUCUUUGCUGUUGGGUUGCUGCAGUAGGUGCAGGGCUUCUCAAGUCUGAAGAGAUCCUUGAAGGUGUUACGAGGGUUAGCAUUUCAAAUGAUCUCGAGUUCGAAGAACAGAACUUCAUUGCUUUGAUGACUGAAGCUAGACAGAGGAGGGCGAAGUUGAACGUUGCAGCACCAACUAUCCCUAUGGAACUAAGAGUCGAGAAGGCUCUUGAAGGCAUAUAUGCUUGUUGCUUCAGGAGGGGAGUUAUUGAGGAGGAAGAUGAGAAGCUUCUUCUAGUGAUGCUUACCGCGGUUUUCCCGUCUGUUGACAAGUCUGAGAUAGAGAGAAUCAUCAAAGAGAAGGCGACAAGGGUCGCAGAAGGGGGAGAAGAAGAGAAUCUGGCCGAGCCGAAACGGCUGCCUAAAGAAGCUAUUCAAAUGCAAAUGAAGGAUCUUGAGUUCCUUCAACAACAAAGCAUAGAAUCUUAACAGUGUGGCAAAUCUGUUUUUACUUUCAGUUUGGAUAAGGAAAAGGCCAAUAACUUGAAGUGUAUCCAUGCUUUGUUACUUUGUUUAAAAGCUAAGGGCAGGUCCAAUGAGGAUCCUUACCCAAAAAUCCUUAGGGAUUAAUCAAUAAAAUAUAGUGUGAGACCCACUAAACUUAAGUA